Molecule: messenger RNA, 4710 nt
Organism: Closterium sp. Yama58-4
Lineage: Eukaryota; Viridiplantae; Streptophyta; Zygnematophyceae; Desmidiales; Closteriaceae
Source: the annotation of a GenBank genome assembly
AUGGAGCUGCGCGACGCCACGCGCGAGGCGUGCCGCGUUGCGCGGCUGCUGCUCCUGCUAGACGCGGCGGCGCGCAUGGCGGCGCUCCAGCGCAUGGUGCGCGCGGUGGGGGACGCGCUGAGCCAGCCCGCGCUGCUGUCGCUCAUGUCCUCCUGCCUCGCGCCCGCGGACGCCGCCAAACUGUCGGAGCUGCGCGCGCGCAUGCAGUCCGCGUCGUUCGAGGCGGAACCGGAGGUGGCGCAGCUGUGCGCGCUGCUGAAGCGCGCGGUGAUGAGCACGGGGAUCGUGGGCGGACUCGUCAGCACCAGGGGCGGCUCCGUUUCCGCCGCCGCCGCGCGCGCCUAUAGCGACGGGCAGGAGGCUCUAUCGAAGGUGAUUGUACACCUAGGACUGAGCGAGGAGGUGCAUUUAGACCUGGCUCUAGCCAAGGAGGUGGAGGAGAGGAGCCGCGACGUGGAGAAGCUAAGGGCGCUAGAGUGCCUCUUAUCCAUCGUCCAGACGCACGUGGGGGUUGUUGAGAUUCCACCAGCCUCGCACUCGCCGUUCCCGGGAGCCGUUUCUGUUUCUGGUUCUGCUGCUGCUGCUUCGGCGGCUGCGUCGGGUGGUGGUGGUGGUUCGGGCAAUGAGCGCGGUGGGUUGGGUGGUGGGGGGAGCUUUAACAGUAGAAGCCUGGCGGCGAUUCUGGGAGGCGGAACGAGGGGGGAAGCAGGCGGGAAGGAGGAGGGAGUGGGAAGAGGGGAGGCAGGGGAGAGUUCUGCUGGCGUAGGAGGGGAGGAGGGGGCUGCAGCAGCAGUGGAGGUGGAUAGGGAGGGUGGAGCAGGUAGGGAAAAGGAAGGGGAGGAGGAAGCGACAGGUGCAGGUACAAGAGCAGCAACAGGGGAAGCAGCAGCAGCAGCGGCGGUUGAUGUCACUGCUGGGGAAGAAGGAGCCAAGCCUGACAGGGCGGAAUCCGAGGCAGGGGCAGAUGCUGCUGCUGCUUCAGCUACGAGUCAACCCAGUGAUGCUGCUGAGAGCAAGAGCGAGAGCAGAGACAACAGCAAGGGCGAAAUCAAGGGCGAAAACAGAGACGGCAAGGAGGGGAAAGGAGGGGAGGAGCGGGUGGAACACGCAGAAGAGGAAGGGGGGGAUAAGGAAGGCAAAACCGGAGAGGCAGGGGGGGAGGGGGAAGGGGAGGGAAAGGCGGAGGGGGAGGCGGAGGGGGAGGCGGAGAGGGAGGCGGAGGGGGAGGCUGUGGCGGUGGCAGUGGAGGCUGUUGAAGUGCUGACUAUGAGAGACGAGCAGCUGGGGCUUAGGCUUGUGGAGAGCGGGGGGGUGCCGCUGCUGAUUGCACUGCUGGGCGCAGAGAAAAGGGUGCAUGUGCGCGAGCACGUGCUGCUGUCUCUGCGCAACCUGGCGUGCCUGGGCGGGGAUAUACAGGACAUGCUGAUAGAGCACGGGGUGCUGCCGCCACUAGUAGCAGUGCUGGCGGAGAAUGCAGCGGACGCCAUGGCGGGCGUGCAGGUGCUGCACGAGCUCGCCACGGGGGAGACACACCGCCACGCCAUCGCCUCUGCCAAGGGCGACCUGGAGCUCAUCCGCCUGCGCUCCCGGCACAAGGAGCCCGGCGACCAGGUGCAUCGAUGGGCAGGGAUAAUUGGCACCACUGGUGGAGUGAUCGCCUCUGCCAAGGGCGACCUGGAGCUCAUCCGCCUGCACUCCCGCCACAGGGAGCCCGGUGACCAGGGCGACCUGGAGCUCAUACGCCUGCGGUCCCGCCACAAGGAACCGGGCGACCAGGUUCGGGAGCGGGCCGGGAUGGGUGGGUGGGCAGUGGAAGGGCGUCAUCGCCUCGCCACUGCUAAGGGCGAUUUGGAGCUCAUCCACCUGCGGUCCAGGCACAAGGAGCCCGGCGACCAGGUGAAUACGCCUCUAGUGGGUGGUGUGGUUGCUGCCCCCAAGGGCGACCUCGGGCUCAUCCACCUGUCCGUCCCUUGUCUCUCCUACACUUCUCUCUCGCUCACCUUCCCCGUGCCAGUGGCGGAGCUGUUAGACACGGUGCUGCGGCUGUCCUGUCCGUCCUCCUCAUCACCCUUUCACCAUCUCUCUCUUUCUCUCACCUCCCACCCCCUGAACUCCCCAUGCCAGGUGGCGGAGCUGCUAGACACGGUGCUGCGGCUGUUCUGGGAGGGGGAUCCAUCAGUGGCGGUGCACAUGGCGGCAGCAGGCCUUAUGGACCCUCUCGUCACGCUCAUUGCACCUGGCAACGACAUGGACACAGUUCUCCUCAUGGCCGAUGCAGUCAUGUCGUGCGGCAUCACCAAGGUCUCCCGCAUAGCGCUCGUGCAAGCAGGCGUCCUCCCGCCGCUCGUCCACAUGCUCUCGCACGCGCCCCCCAACGCACGCACCAUGGCAGCCCGAGCCAUAGAGCACCUCUCCCACACCGAAGCCAACCGCGUCGCCCUCGCCAAGGCUGGGGUCAUCCCGGCCCUCGUCCGCUGCCUCGGCCGAACCAUGCCGGGGGAGCUUCGGGGCGCGGCGCAAGCCACCCUCGCGAACCUAGCCAUGGAUGACCAGGAUUUGGAGACUCUGGAUGAGGAGGGGACGGUGGUACGGCUGCUUACUAUGCUCCGCGUCGGCCCUGCGACGAGCCGAGAAUAUGCGGUGAAGACUCUAGAGUUUGUGACUCGGGACGAGGAGAAUCGGCACAUGAGAGCAACUGUGUUGGAAGAUGAAGGGGCGGUGGGAGCGAUAGUGUCUGCGCUGAGUGAUGCUGUGCGGGCUACCGGCGGUGCUGUGAGCUCCACGCAUUUCACCGCUGGGGCUUUAAGGGCCAGCGCGCUGCUGCUCCUGCAGCACCUAGCGAAGGAGCCGAUGGCGGCCGCGGCAAUGGCGUCGGUGCCGGAGGCAGUGCCGCUGCUGGGGCAGCUGCUGGUGCUGGCUCUGCCGCAGGAGGAGCAUGAGGCUGUGGUGAUGGUUCUCGGGGCCAUGGCUGCGGAUAAGGGGAUGAGCACUGCCUCUUCCUUUAACUCAUCCUCCACUUCCUCCUCAUCCUCCACCUCCUCUCUCUCCGCCUUCGGUCCCGCCGUGCGCCCCGCAAUGCGCCCCCCUCCCCCUCCCGCCAUUCUCGAAGCCAACUCUCUCCUCCUCCUCUCCUCCUCCGCCCGCCCUGCCUCCUCCAUAGCCGUGCAGGAGGCUGUCCUACGUGGUGUCGCGGCAUUGGCCGAUCCCGACGAUCCGGCAAUGCAGCAAGAAGUAGCACGGCUGGGUUUCCUCCCUCUCGCCGUGCAUCACCUGAGGGUUGGCCCGGACGCUCUCCGUAUCCCCUCUGCCCGCUUGCUGGAAAACCUCUCGCUCUCCUCCCCACGCCUCUCCCGCCUACGCGCCCUCGCCCACUCCUCCCCUGUCGCCGCCGCCGCUGUUGCUGGUGCUGCUACUGGGCCUGGAAACGCAGCAGCAGGAGCGGGAAGAGCAGGGGCUGCUGCUGCUGCCGCUCGAGGGGGGUUUGGGCAGGGGUUGGUGGCGCCUGAAGUGUCAGGCGGUUUGAGAGGGGAGGCUGGUGCUGCAAGGGAGUCUGUGCCUAGCUGUGCUGGUAGGGACCCGCAAGUGGGGGCGGCGGCUGCUGCUGUUGCUAUUAGAGCUCAUUCCGCAGCAGCGCUGCUCUCUCCCAGGGUCUUCUUCCCCUUUCACACUGCCCUCUCCUCCCCCCGCCAGUCCCCUUCCCCGAAAUCCCGUGCCGAGCAAAAGAGGGGCUCACAGAUUGGCGGAGCAGGAGGAGUAAAGAACUCUAGUGGAGCGGGUGGGGGCGGCGUGAAUGCAGGUGGUGGGGUUAAUGCGGCAGGAGUUGGUGGGGGUGGUGUUGGGGUUGGUGGGGGCGGUGGUGGUGGUGGUGGUGGUGGUGGUGGUGGUGGUGUGGGUGGGCGUGGUCUCAUCUCGAGGCACAGGAAGAGCAACAGCGGCAGUGCGUUUGACCUGUUUGGGAGCAGCGGCACGCAUGUACGAGGCGCAAGCGACUCCAGCAACGGCAGCUUGUUGUCGGGCCCUGGCCUGUCCGCCUCCUUCCACCAUGCAUCCCUCGACUUCAGCCACCACUCCCACGCACACGACCCUUUUGCCCACCACAUCCCCGACUUCAGCCUGACAGAAGCACCAGAAUCACCUGGUGCACAGGCGCAGCUAAGCCCACUCCCUCCCAUCGACCCCCACUCUACCGCCUCCUCCUCUCUCUACGGCCGCAGCCUCCUCUCUCGCAACAUGCGUCUCCCGUCCCUCCUCGCCCUCCCCCAGCUCUACCGCUCGUGCAAGGUCCACGGCGGCAAGUGCUCCCUCCCCACCACCUUCUGUCUCCUCGACGACAACCUAAUCGAUGUUCUUCUAGAGCUCGUCUGCCGCGCCACCACCAACGUCGCCGAGGUCUGUCUCGCCGCCGUCGCGAGCCUUUUAGCCGACGACGCGUGCCACGAGCGGGCUGCAGAGUUCCUGGUGAAGCGAGACGUGGUGGAGGUGGCAGCGACGAUGGUGGGGCGAUCCAAGGAGCUCACGAGGGUUGGUGUGUAUAUCCUCGAGAGGAUCUUUGCGUUUGGCAAGUUCCGCAAGCCCAAGUACUCGCAGCCGGCAGUGGCGGCGCUGGGCAGGUUCAUGACCACGGCCUCUGGGCAGUCUAGAAAGACUGCUGCAGAGACCCUAAUGCGCCUCGGGAUACUGCCCAAGGGAUCGCUUACUAUGGAUAUUUAA